This is a messenger RNA of Kwoniella shivajii, 555 nucleotides long. RefSeq lists its product as uncharacterized. Bases 1 to 555 code for a protein of 184 amino acids. The record is from RefSeq and is a predicted model, not a curated record. The transcript is spliced from 5 exons. Gene Ontology annotation, biological process: tricarboxylic acid cycle; mitochondrial electron transport, succinate to ubiquinone. Gene Ontology annotation, cellular component: membrane; mitochondrial envelope. NCBI's taxonomy places the organism in Eukaryota, Fungi, Basidiomycota, Tremellomycetes, Tremellales, Cryptococcaceae. Gene Ontology annotation, molecular function: succinate dehydrogenase (quinone) activity; heme binding; ubiquinone binding.
AUGUCAUUAUCACUGAUCAGACCAACAGCUUCUACAUCUACUUUUAGAGCAUUAGGUCUGGGUUUGGGUGGUAGAGGUUUACAUACUUCUAGAGCACUCGCUAUUCGAGCUAGUGGUAUAAGAAGAGAUGCAGUAGUAUCUGCUGAGGAGACUGGUGGAUUCAAAUACAUUCCAGGAGGACCUAUUCUCAAGGGUACAGUCAACGAUGCCACUCCUCAAAUCGAGACUUCACGAUCUCACGGUUCAUAUCAUUGGGCAUUUGAGAGAGUUCUUUCGGCGGCUUUGGUACCUGUAACUGUCGGUGCUGCCGUUUCAACUGGAUCUGCCUAUCCUAUAAUGGAUGGACUCCUCGCUGUAUCAUUGAUCGUUCAUUCACACAUCGGAUUCGACUCAUGUCGAGUAGAUUACCUUCACCCACGGAAAUUCCCAGUUAUCGGACCUGUAGUUUCUUGGUUACUCAAAAUCGCAACUGGAUUAAGUGUUUGGGGUGUAUAUGAAUUCAACACAAAUGAUAUUGGUCUCACCGAACUCGUCAGAAAACUCUGGACAGCUUAA